This is a messenger RNA of Symbiodinium sp. CCMP2592, 588 nucleotides long. Lineage: Eukaryota; Dinophyceae; Suessiales; Symbiodiniaceae. The record is from the annotation of a GenBank genome assembly.
AUGCUGGACGUCUGGGGCACAUCCGGUAAUAAAGUCAUCUCCAUACCAGUUGAGGGGCUGGCAGAUGUGCGGGAAUUGAAGAAGCGAUUGAAGGAGGUGUGUGGUGUGACUCGAUUUAGGCAACGGCUUCUGCACGAGCAAAAUGCCUUGGAGGAUGAGUUUAAUCUUGACACGCUUGACCCGCCUUUUGACCUUCAGCUGGUGGUGCUACCCUUCUGUGCUGUGUCUGACGAUGAGGCAAUUGAGCUGCGAAAAGCAGCUUGUCAUGGAAAUCUUGGCCGUGUGGAAGAGAUUUUGCAACGGCCACAUCAUCCAGAUAGCUUUACGGCGAAUGGUGACUUCAUGGCUGACCUCAGUCGGUUUCGGGACAGACGUGUACACGACCUUGCCAAGCAGACACCGUUGUUUUGGGCAAUCGACAGAAAUAACCGUGAGAUUGCGUGCCGAUUGCUUGAAGCCGAAGCAGAUGUGCACAAGAGCUGCAAGGAUCCCGUCAGCCUGCUUCUCAGGGAGUGUGACAACGGCGAAGUUGAGACAUUAAAUCUCAUUACGGCUCCUCGUGCAGGCUGGCAGAACCAUUACUGGUGA